GGAGGGGAGGCGGGGGCGGACGGGCGCCCGGCCAGUGGGGCGAGUCCGUCUCCAGAGGAUAAAUUCUGCCCAGGAGAGCACUGCAAUGAGAGGGCAACGGCAGCUGCAGUGAUCCUGAGCGAUUCCUCAAAGUGUUGCUAUGUAUGAAGCAAAAGCAAGACAGAAGUUUAUCAGUGAUGCUCAGUACCUGAGGGAGAUGCAGCACAAGAUGGAUACAGAAUAUCAGGCUUGCCUGAGAAAACAAGAGCAGACUAGAGAGCAGUCUGAGAAAAAGCGAGAACAGCACGCCAGACAAGAAAUGAGGCAGACAAGCAUAUCAUCCAUCUCUAGUGUGCGUAGUUAUGAAAGGCCAUGGAUUUCACGACUCCCCGUCAACAGACAGAUCUCUUCUGAGGAAGUUUGUGGAUGUGAAUCGAAAUCCUCUAUGAAGUCUCCUGGGAACAAACCAGAAGCUAAAUUUCCUGCCAUUGAUAAAAUACCUGUGAAACAGAAACAAAAAGCUGGCACGUGGUCCAAAAAAACAGAAAAGAGUGGAACUAGCCCUAAAAAAGCUUCAGAUUUUCAGAAACCAGUUUUAUUAAGAAGACAGCGGAUGAGCCAGAGAAGUUUUCUGGAAAACCCAGACUCUGAACAUGUGAAAAGAGUGGAAGGAAAAGGAAGGAAAACACCCUUGCUUCAGGGGGCAGCAAAGAUCAGCAGAGGGUCUGGCCUACAAGAUGGCGCAGGACAAAAAAGUGCCUCUGCUCCCAAGAACAAGAAGAAAUCUCAAGAAAAAAGAAAUUUACUCCAGACUUCUAAAUUUAGCAUAGAUGGCAAAAAUCUAGACAAUGAUCUCAAAAAAGAAAAUGUCCCUACUGCAGCUCAGCAGCUCCCAAUUCAUCCAACAGAGUCUACCAAUCCAAUUGGUAAUAGCUCUUUGGUGUCAAGCGAGUCAAAUAGCUCCAACUUUCCGCCCAUUAAUAAUGUCCCCGUGAGACCUAAAGAGGAUGAUUCAUGCGCAGAGCUGUGUUCGAAUGUUGAGGGUUCUGCCGCACACCAUGAAGGUACCACAGAAGCUGGCCCCUUCCGAGAAGAGCUCCAUCAUUCUUACUGUGACCAAAACAACAGAGUCUGUGUGACGCCUUUAACCCAAGCAGAGUAUUGUACAUGCGAAAUGGGAGCGGAGGAUGAGGGACGACGGGCUGAACUUUCUCACCGACUGGUGUGGCAACACAGUUUACCGGCAGACCCAGCCACUGAACUGUCUUCAACAGGACAAAGGCAGACAAGGAAGUCUUGCCCUCUUAAAGAAAGCCUUUUGGAAGACAGUCGUAAGAAUGAAGGCGAAAAGUCAGUAUUUAGCGGCAGAAGCCCGUGUGCUGAAAGCAAGCCAGGAAGUGCCUCCGCCAAUGACUUUGUCGGCGAUGUAAAUUCUACAGAAGACUGGUCAGGAAGCAACAUUUGUGGCAGAGAAAGGCAGUCCUUUGAAAACAAUCAGAGAUGCUAUGCAGGACUCAUUAGUUCCGUCAGGCCCGUGGUUCAGAGGUCCUCUGCACGUUCUACAUUUAAUAUCCCAGGGUCCUUAGCACAACCGACAAACCGAGCCGAAACUCCAGGCAACACGGAUGUUGCUGCAACUUCAGUGCCAGUGACUGGGAGUCCCAGACUCGUAGCUCAUAGGCAGCUGACUCCCCUAAGAAUGAGGGAUUCCUUCUCAGCCACCGAAAGCUGUCAGUCUUCCUCGCCCACCAUCAGCACCUUCGAGGACAGCAGCCCGCUCGAGGACACCCUGAGCAAUCUGCUCAGCAGCGCCUCUCCAAGCUCCGCCUCCCACGACGAAGAUAACCUUCUGACUUCCCACAAUUCCUCAUCGUCCACAGAUUCUUCCCAGCCGUCCCUUUUCCAGGGAAUCUUCACAGCCCGCCUUCACAUGGCUGGCACGCUGCAAGACCAGGUUCCGAUUUUCCUGACGGUCUCUGAUCUGCGAAAUCCAAGCAGUUUUGUGAGCAGCGCAACUGUCUGCAGUUCCCCAAACACAAAGGAAAUGAAUAAACCUGAGACAGACCCAGAAAAGCUUAAAAAACUGCAAGAGAGUCUCCUGGCAGAGGACUCGGAAGAGGAAGGAGACCAGUGCCGGAUAUGUCAGAUUGCUGGUGGGUCCAUAGCCAAUCCGCUGCUGGAACCGUGCGGGUGCGGCGGGACUCUUCGAUUUGUCCAUCAAGAAUGUCUAAAGACCUGGUUAAAAGCCAAGAUUAAAUCAGGUGCUGAGCUUGGGGCAGUGAAAACAUGUGAACUGUGUAAGCAGAGUUUGACCGCAGAUCUGGAUGAUUUUAAUGUGAAUGACUACUACAGGAACCAUCAGCAGUCUCAGGCCCAGAGUGAGCUGAUGAACUCUGGUCUCUACCUUGUGCUGCUGCUUCAUCUGUAUGAGCAAAGGUUUGCAGAACUCAUGAGGCUGAACUACAACCAAGCCUCCAGAGAUCGGCUGUCCAGACAACCCAGAACGGAGGAAAACCAAAGUAGGUUUUUAUCCAGCUUUCUGCUUAAUUGUUCUCUAUGUUAACAAUUGCUGUAGCUCAUAAAGACUAUAUAUAUUCCUUCCCAUCCUUAAUAU
Messenger RNA from Sphaerodactylus townsendi, 2593 nucleotides. RefSeq names its product membrane associated ring-CH-type finger 10 (gene MARCHF10). Lineage: Eukaryota; Metazoa; Chordata; Lepidosauria; Squamata; Sphaerodactylidae. Gene Ontology annotation, molecular function: zinc ion binding. Bases 140 to 2542 code for a protein of 800 amino acids. The transcript has 11 exons. The record is from RefSeq and is a predicted model, not a curated record.